Molecule: messenger RNA, 4188 nt
Organism: Tupaia belangeri chinensis (Chinese tree shrew)
Lineage: Eukaryota; Metazoa; Chordata; Mammalia; Scandentia; Tupaiidae
Gene: SLC7A8
Product: solute carrier family 7 member 8
Exons: 11
Coding region: 707-2311 (534 amino acids)
Biological process (GO): neutral amino acid transport; amino acid transmembrane transport
Cellular component (GO): membrane
Molecular function (GO): neutral L-amino acid transmembrane transporter activity; L-amino acid transmembrane transporter activity
Source: RefSeq, a predicted model, not a curated record
ACGCAGAUGGGAAGAGGGAAAACAAGGACAAGAGUCUAAGCGAGACAGCAGAGGACAUCUGGAAAAAGCGGAAGCGGAGACGGGAGGGGAAAAGAAACCCACAGCAGGUGGAAACCAGAUCUAGAGCAAACCGGUCAGGUCCUCAGUUUGUUUUUCUGGAAGAGAAGAAAAGUGCCCGAGGAUUGCUUUUUUUUUUUUUUUUGCUUUUUUUUUCCUCCUUCAGUUAAUGAAAACUACUUUUAUUCGUAUCAUAAAAGAAACGUCUUAAGGGGAGGAAAGGCAAUCUCUGUCUUAUUAGGAGAGCUGAAGGGAAAUCCAGACUCUGAGGCGUCUGAAGCAAGCCACUGCCUGGUACACAGAGCGGAACCAUUCCUGGUUUCUGAAGAUACAUCCCUUUCGGGAGAAUUCCAGCCGGGGUCGCUGGUAUAGUUCUAUUUUGCUAUUUAGACGUAUAUGUCUUUCCCACCCAUCCCCCUUUAAACACUUUCCUUGAUUUUAUUCAAGAGUGACAAGAAAGUGUCAAGACGGAGUAGGGGUUUUUUAAAUUUUCUCUUCAAGCUGCUUAUCCUUUUUUUAGAGGGUAGGAGUGGUCCCUAUUUCGGAAAAGGACAUUUUCUUUUGAAAGCUUCUCUCCUUCAAUAUACUUACACGCAUACGCAUUUAGAAAGAGAAAUCACUUUUGGAGGUUGAAAUCCUAUUGAGAAAGAUGGAAAAAGGGACCAGGCACCGAAACAACACUGAAAAGAAGGACCCAGGUGGUAGCGAGUCUGAGGCCAGUCCAGAAUCUGGUUCCAGAGGGGGCGGAGUAGCCCUGAAGAAGGAGAUCGGAUUGGUCAGUGCCUGUGGGAUCAUUGUAGGGAACAUCAUUGGCUCUGGAAUCUUUGUCUCGCCAAAGGGCGUGCUGGAGAACGCCGGCUCCGUGGGCCUUGCUCUCAUCGUCUGGAUUGUGACAGGUCUCAUCACAGCUGUGGGAGCCCUCUGCUAUGCUGAGCUCGGAGUCACCAUCCCCAAAUCUGGAGGUGACUACUCCUACGUCAAGGACAUCUUUGGAGGACUGGCUGGGUUCCUGAGGCUGUGGAUUGCUGUGCUGGUGAUCUACCCCACCAACCAAGCUGUCAUCGCCCUCACCUUCUCCAACUACGUGCUACAGCCGCUCUUCCCCACCUGCUUCCCCCCAGAGUCAGGCCUUCGACUCCUGGCUGCCAUCUGCUUAUUGCUUCUCACAUGGGUCAACUGCUCCAGUGUGCGGUGGGCCACCCGGGUCCAAGAUGUCUUCACAGCUGGAAAGCUCUUGGCCUUGGCCCUGAUCAUUAUCAUGGGGGCUGUACAGAUAGGCAAAGGAGAAUACUUCUGGUUGGAGCCAAAGAAUGCAUUUGAGAAUUUCCAAAAACCAGACAUCGGCCUCAUCGCACUGGCUUUCCUUCAAGGCUCCUUCGCCUACGGGGGCUGGAACUUUCUUAAUUACGUGACCGAGGAACUGGUUGAUCCCUACAAGAACCUUCCCAGAGCCAUCUUCAUCUCCAUCCCACUGGUCACGUUUGUGUAUGUCUUUGCCAAUGUCGCUUAUGUCACUGCAAUGUCCCCCCAGGAGCUGCUGGCAUCAAACGCAGUCGCUGUGACUUUUGGAGAGAAGCUCCUAGGAGUCAUGGCCUGGAUCAUGCCCAUCUCCGUGGCCCUUUCCACAUUCGGAGGAGUUAAUGGGUCUCUCUUCACCUCCUCCCGGCUGUUCUUUGCUGGAGCCAGAGAAGGUCACCUUCCCAGCGUGUUGGCCAUGAUCCACGUGAAGCGAUGCACCCCAAUCCCAGCCCUGCUCUUCACAUGCAUCUCCACUCUGCUGAUGCUGGUCACCAGUGACAUGUACACGCUCAUCAACUACGUGGGCUUCAUCAACUACCUCUUCUAUGGGGUCACAGUUGCUGGACAAAUAGUCCUUCGCUGGAAGAAGCCUGAUAUCCCUCGCCCCAUCAAGAUCAACCUGCUGUUUCCCAUCAUCUACUUGCUGUUCUGGGCCUUUCUGCUGGUCUUCAGCUUGUGGUCGGAGCCAAUUGUGUGUGGCAUUGGCCUGGCCAUCAUGCUGACAGGAGUACCCGUCUAUUUCUUGGGCGUUUACUGGCAACACAAGCCCAAAUGUUUCAACGACUUCAUUGAGUUGCUAACCCUAGUGAGCCAGAAGAUGUGUGUGGUUGUGUAUCCCGAGGUGGAGGAGGCCUCAGAGACAGAGGAGAUGAACGAGAACAUGGACGAACAGCGGAAGCCCAUCUACCAGCCUACUCCCACCAAGGACAAGGACUCGGUGGAGCCUCAGUCCUAAGGACCACCAGCCCCUUGGCUGGCUAUGCCCUCCUUCUGCCCCAUUUCUAUCCUUUCCUGCCUGGGUCCCCCCAACACACACACACACACACACACUGUUUCAUCAGUUAGGGGCAGAACCUGGGUGUGGAUUCUGAGAAAUUGUAAACAAAGGCAUUGACAUUUAUACCCAAAGAACCAGCCUCUCACCCCCAGAGCCUGUGUCCAAGGCUCCCACCCACGGUUGCCCACAUUCAAAGCUACUAGGGGACAGUGGAAGUCCCAAGGGGGGCCCAUAGGGUCCUUCCCCCAGGCCCACACCUUCAGCUGCCACUUCAGGAACCUGAGUUGACUACUGCCUUCCCUCCCCAUUCCUGAGCCCAUGGGGCCUCACUUCAAAGAGAAAUGACAGUCACAGCGAGUUGCUGGGGAGGCAUAGACUCAAGAAAAUCUGUCAUCAUGAAAGGUCAUCUGGAGGCCCAUUCCCCCCUUCCAUUAUCCAGGGACCCCAAAAUCAGAGGGGUGCUUCCUUCUGGCCCUUUCCCCACCCUCUCACACCAUCCCUCCAUGCACUAGACCCUGGGCUUCCUGUCCAGAGCAAGGUUCUUUGCAGGAUACCAUCUCCCCACUGAGCUAAGGACCAACUGUCCCUCCCACUAACCCACGCCAGGCCUGUGGAGCAUAGGGAGAGUCCCAGACUGCAGAAGCUGGCCCUACCCCUACCUCCUGCAUCCUGCCCCCAACUGGUGCCAGAGCUUUUUGAAGUCAGAAAGGCUGCUUAUUUUCAGGGUAGUGGACACCUCUCUCCUACUGGUAAAGUAGCUCAACUCCCCCCUCUUAUGGGGAGCAGUCACCCUGCUCCCCUGCAGGUAUGCCUGCAGCAAACCCACACAGCCAGCCCUGCCUGCCACCUCCCCGUGCCCUUUUCCUCUUCUCUGGACUUGGCUGGGGGAUUCGGUUGAAGGAUCCCCAAGCCCUUCGGGCCUGAACUUAGAGCCAAAUCAGCCUUAAGUCACCUCCCAUCCAAGAACUAGGCCUAAAAAUACUCCCGUAUUUCUAACCCUCAGGACAGAGCUGGUAUUAAAUGCCUUCGCUGGGAGGAAGGGCAUUUCCCACCUCCCCGAGGUGCCCAUUCCACAAACUCUGGACUGUUUGGGAAGUGUUUUCUGAAGGCCAGUUCCUCCCCCUACUCACAUAACCCCUCCAUCCUCUUCUGGUCUCCCUGUCAUCCUGUCCCAAGGCAGGGUGAAAGGGCAAUGGCAGAUUGGCACCAUACCCACUCUGGGGAGCCCUUUCUCUGAGGUAUGCAGGCUUCUGUCCUGUGCUUCAAAGGCAGGCAGGCCACUGAGUUUGCCCCGGCCCUGCCCUGGCUCCCCUAGCCACACCUGUUAUGCUGAGGACAAAGGGUCCCUUCCUCCCAGAGCAGUGCCCCCCUCCCGCCCCCACUCCAUCAGCUUAAACUGGAAUACCCAGGAGCCCUUCCAGGCCCAGAGCAGGUCUCCCAGCUCCCUGCCCAGCUUGCCUGACCCAAAGUUCAAAAUAUGGCAGGUUCAGGUGUGAGUUAAUGGCCCUUCAACCAAGGCACCCGGCAGGCUGAGGUUGACCCCUGGAGGGCCAGGGGACCAUCUUAUUCCCUCUCUUCUCAUUCCUUCAACUUCUUCUCCUUCAGUUACUUUUUUUUGUAAAGUGGAUGCCUUACUUUUUGGAUAAAUAUUUUUGAAGCUGGUAUUUCUAUUUCUUUUGGAUUUUUUAAUGUAAGUUUGUUGGGGGAGGGGGGGUGGAGCUACUUAGAACCUUGAUGAUAAUCUUCUGUCCUUGAGGUGGUUUAGGUUUUAGAGCGUUGUUUGUGGAGGUUUUUUGUUUUUGUUUUGAUGUAAUAAAAUUUAAAAUGGAAAUGAA